This is a messenger RNA of Anopheles coustani, 420 nucleotides long. RefSeq lists its product as uncharacterized. The coding region runs from base 1 to 420 and encodes 139 amino acids. The transcript has 2 exons. Lineage: Eukaryota; Metazoa; Arthropoda; Insecta; Diptera; Culicidae. The record is from RefSeq and is a predicted model, not a curated record.
AUGAAGACCAACAGAGCAGCGAUUCUCUUGGCCAUGUGCGCCAUCUUGGCCACUUGUUUGGCGGCGGAAGGAAUGCCGAGAAGCAGACGAGAUCUGCGCUACCGACCGAACGUGGCCUACGCGUACCAGUACCGAACCGAGCAGAUUGCGCCCGUCCCGCGGAUUCCCAUUGUUCCCGUUGCCUCCGCCCACAUCCAGAGCCAGCUGCUGCGUCAGGUGAAACCAGAACGACCGGUACCACACUUUCCCACCCGUCGCCCGAUGCAGGCCGUCGAUCGGCUGCAUACGCGUGUCGACAUUGGCCACCAGCAGCACCAAAAGCAGCACCAACAUCCGACGGUGCAUCCGAGUGCGGCAGCCCACACGCCCGGAACAAUCGUGGCGCAUUCGCACACCGAGGUUUACCGAAAGUAUCGCUAA